AUGGAGAAUAUAAACAGCAGUUUCAAAAAUGAUACAAUUGAAGACACUGAUAUAUUCAACAACACAGGCGGAAAUCAUAAUCACUACUACUACUACUAUUAUUACUACAGAAAUUCAGAGCCUGUCAACAUUUUUGACUUUCUUCCAGAGUCAUACAGAAAUGCAAGGAUUUUCUUGUACAAGUACCUGGUUUUCAUCAUUUGGAUCAUUUCGUUCCUUGGUAAUACACUUGUUAUCUUAGUUCUGAUGAAGAAGCGCAACCGUGGCUUCUCGACAUCCAUUUAUUUGAAAGGACUUGCAUUUGCUGACCUUAGUCUCAAUACAUCCAAUACAUUGACACUCUAUUUUACAUCUCAUGGCUAUAUAAAGCCACCGGCAUCGGACACUGAUUGUCACUUCCGUAACGUGUUUUCAUUUGCAAUUGCAUUCAUCACUACUUGGAUGCUUGUAGUUAUUUCAAUUGAAAGGGUUAUAAGCGUCUGGAUGCCAUACAAAGUAAAGCGUCUGUGCACAGAGAAUGGAGCAUAUAUAGUCAAUGUCUUCAUAUGGCUACUGUUCUUUGGCUUGUCAUUUUUGCACGAGCAUCUAAUGGUAUACGAAGAUGGUUUAGGGUGUCAAGUUCGCGCGGAGUACUAUAUUAACUACCACAACUAUCUCAUCUGGGUUUUGACAUCGGUUAAGUUCCUGAUUCCAUACGCCAUCAUUUUUAUUUGCACGGCUAUCAUCAUGAUCACGCUUGUCAACAGAAAAAUAAGAAAGCAUAGCACGGAGAAAAGAAACCGGGGAACAUCUGUGAACAUCGUCCUCAUGAGCGUCAACAUUGUAUUCCUUACUACAAAUGCUCCUUACAUCAUCUUCUACUUAUUUGCAAGUUAUACGUCGUUCCACAGCAUUCCGGUAUUGAGCUAUGUUUACUAUUUCUUCUGGUAUACUUAUCUGCAAGUCCUGAAUGAUUGCAACAGCGCUGUCAACGUAUUUGUUUACUUUCUCGUUGGUUCAAGAUUUCGGAAAGAUGUUAUAGAAAUGCUGUGUGUUUGUCUUCGGAAAAAGCAGGCGCACGGAACAAGCGGAAGUCAGAAAGAGUGGAAAACACGCGAUACAGUUCUUUCGCCUGGCAGUAAUGAGUCGAAUAUAGAAAAAAUCUGGCGCCGGGAAAACAUGGAGCUAGCUUUAUAAAAGAAAAACAUGGAAACAAUGUCUGUAUAUAUUUUCACAUUUCUCUUUCUAGUGAUAGGCCGAAAUAAGAAACAUCCCCGUAUUUGCAUUACUUGACAAAAUAAGAAUAUUUGAAUCGCGCAAUGAAUAUGUGAAAAUUUCGAAAAUGUUUACACAUUUUACUAACUAU
Molecule: messenger RNA, 1345 nt
Organism: Ruditapes philippinarum (Manila clam)
Lineage: Eukaryota; Metazoa; Mollusca; Bivalvia; Venerida; Veneridae
Product: rhodopsin-like
Exons: 1
Coding region: 1-1176 (391 amino acids)
Biological process (GO): G protein-coupled receptor signaling pathway
Cellular component (GO): plasma membrane
Molecular function (GO): G protein-coupled receptor activity
Source: RefSeq, a predicted model, not a curated record